Molecule: messenger RNA, 4565 nt
Organism: Syngnathoides biaculeatus (alligator pipefish)
Lineage: Eukaryota; Metazoa; Chordata; Actinopteri; Syngnathiformes; Syngnathidae
Product: melanopsin-A-like
Exons: 11
Coding region: 120-1697 (525 amino acids)
Biological process (GO): visual perception; G protein-coupled receptor signaling pathway
Cellular component (GO): membrane
Molecular function (GO): G protein-coupled receptor activity
Source: RefSeq, a predicted model, not a curated record
GUAGCGCUCGCGUCGCCGUCCACUUUCUACGCGCACGCCGAGCGCGCGUGUGGAUGUGAGCGUGCGUGCACGUGAGCGCGCGCGCAUGCGAGCGUGCGCGAACGGAGCCGAGCGGACGAAUGGACUCCGGGCCGCUGAUCGGACCCGGCUUGCCCACGCCGGACCCGGCAACUCCGUGGAACAUGAGCUCCAUCAGACCGCCGCACCGGCUUAUGGAGCUGCUCCCGGUCGCCACAGCCGGCGCGGUGGCGCCGAGCUACCCUUUCCCGACGGUGGACGUCCCGGAUCAUGCCCACUACACCAUCGGGGUGGUCAUCCUCGCCGUGGGCAUCACGGGCAUUCUGGGAAACUUUCUGGUCAUUUACGCCUUCUGCAGAAGCCGCAGCCUGCGGACGCCGUCCAACGUGUUCAUCAUCAACUUGGCGGCGGCCGACUUCUUGAUGUGCGCGACGCAGGCGCCCGUCUUCUUCGUCAGCAGCAUGCACAAGCGGUGGAUGUUCGGCAGGAGAGGCUGCGAGUUGUACGCCUUCUGCGGCGCCCUCUUCGGCAUCUGCAGCAUGAUGACGCUGACGGUGAUCGCGGUGGACCGCUACGUGGUGAUCACGCGGCCGCUGGCCUCGCUGGGGGCCAUGUCCCGCAGGAAAGCGCUGGGCAUCGUGGCGGCGGCCUGGCUGUACUCCGCGGGCUGGAGCUUGCCGCCAUUCUUCGGCUGGAGCGCUUACGUCCCCGAAGGCCUCAUGACGUCGUGCUCGUGGGACUACAUGACGUUCACGCCGGCCGUUCGCUCCUACACCAUGCUGCUCUUCACCUUCGUCUUCUUCAUCCCGCUCUUCGUCAUCAUCUUCUGCUACUGCCGCAUCUUCCGGGCCAUCCGGCACACCACCAGGGCCUUCGGGAAGAUCAACUGCGAGGGCAGCAGGGAGUCGGCCAAGCGCUUCCACAAGCUGAAGAGCGAAUGGAAGAUGGCCAAGAUCGCCCUCGUCGUCAUCCUGCUCUUCAUCAUCUCCUGGGCGCCGUACUCCUGCGUCGCGCUCACCGCCUUCGCCGGGUAUGCACACCUGCUGACCCCCUACAUGAACUCCGUCCCGGCAGUGAUCGCCAAAGCGUCAGCCAUCCACAAUCCCAUCAUCUACGCAAUCACGCACCCCAAGUACAGGUCGGCCAUCAGCCGCUACGUGCCCUACUUGGGGGCGCUGCUGUGCGUGCGGGUGCGCGACCGCCUGAGCAGCAGCAGCUUCCAGUCCACCCGCCGCUCGACGCUCACCAGCCAAUCGGAGACCCACCGCCACGGCAAGCCCGCCCGCUCCUCGCAGUCGGACAGCGAAUCGGCCCGCUUCUCCGACAUGGACGACGACAGCUCCGUCCGAGCGCCCGCGAACCCGCCGUUGCCCUGCGACGUCAAACACGGGCCCCGUUCCAGCCAGAGGUUAAAGAGCGUCACAGAGGCCGAGGACAUCUCCAUGUGGGACCUCGGUCUCCUGCCGAAGACGCACCUUCCUGCCAGUCUCCUGAGGGCAGCGGACGAGUUCGCCCCGCGGACGGCGAGCAAGACGCCGCCGGCGCCCGCCGUCAUCGUCACGUCCAUUUCCAGCCCGCCGAUACUCCACAGCCUGCCCGGUUUCCACGGCAACCACAGCAAAAGCUCCAAGGCGUCGCUCGACAUCGCCCGUCUGGACACGGCCACGCCCACAGCGUGAGCGCCGUCACGGCGACAGACGCGUUUGUAAAUGUGGAUUUUUUUAUUUUAUUUUUAUUUUAAAAUGGGAGCAUGCUAUCUGCUAGCAAUGCUAAUUCAACACCCCAGCAAAACGAGGCCGCAAAGAUCGUCUGUGCUUCCCUAGCGUCAUCCGGCACAUCGUGAAUUACCGUAAUUUACGGCCUACAAACCGCAAAUUUUUUCACACGCUUUCAACCCUGCGGUUUAUGCGGUGAUGCGGCGCUAGUGUUAGUGCGGGGCUAGCGUUAGCGCAGGGCUAGCGUUAGCGCAGCGCUAGCAUUAGCGAAGUUUUUUUUUUUGCACAAUAGAAAAAACAUAGAACUAGCUACGCACUUUUCUGGCUGCGCGAAUUCUUCUUAAGAGAUUCGGGCACAUUUUUGCCAGAUACUCAGGGUGGAGAAAGCCUGAAACGGGGACCUUCCCUGGCAAAUUCAGUCGUCCGUACAUUCGCCCGACAACUUUUGCACAUUUGUUCUUGGGGUAUGUCCGGCGCCCCAGGAAGCUGAAAUGUCACACUGCACAUGAAGUUUGAUGACAUACGCCCAAAACACGUUGCGAAUUUUUUUUUUCCGAAAGCUGAUCAAAGAGGCGCUGUGGUCGUACUUAAUAUUAAUUUGUGGAGAAUAUCAACGCCAACUUCAAACUGGCAGCGGCUUUGAAAAGUGGCAAAUACAUUCAUCGUACAUCAUUCACCUUACUUCAAGCUAUCAGAUAAUCAUGAUGGCUGCCAGGGAAAAAAAAUGAAGUGAAAUUGGUCCUCCUCGCCAGUAGUUGGCGCUACACUAUGGCGAUUUGACACUUUAGGCCAGGGGUGCCAAACUCAUUUUUGUCGCGGGCCACAUUGUAGUUACGGUUUCCCUCAGGGGGCCGUUAUGACAAAAACCAUCAUCUUUAAUUGCCUCAUCAUAUUUACACAUGAAAUCUAUAAAUUAGUUUUUAAUUUGAGAUUAAGUAUAAUGGGGUUUUGAAACAUUAUUCAUAUUUUGUAACACAAAAAAAUGCGUUAACAUUAUCAUUUAUUUGAAAUUUUUGUCCAGAUUUUCAUAGGAAUCACGGAAGUUGACGCAAAUGAUUUGCCUCUGCGGGCCGCAUAAAAUGACACGGCGGGCCAGAUCUGCCCCCCGGCCCUUGAGUUUGACACCUGCGGUGUAGGCAAUCAUCGUGUGUGUUAUUAACAGAAAAAAAAAUGUAUUCAUUGCAAGAAAUUGUGUUAAUUGAAAUUUGAUGUAUCAAAACAACUACUGCUAUCAGUACCCUGGAUCGGCAGAGUACUCGAGUGAACUGGUGUUCUGGUCUGGAAAAAAAAAAAAAAAAAAGGGAUGUUUAACAUCCCGAGUUGUAUAGUUAAUAAUUCGUAUUUAUUUGUUUAUAUGCCGGUCUGUCAAAAUGUAUAAAAUCUUAAAAGUAACUCUGGAUUUUUACUUACUUACUUCUAUUGGCUUUAUUUCAUACAGAUUUGUUUGAAAUGCUUUUCUUCAAAGUGAAUUGUAGCAACAGCGGUCCACAAGUCCCGAUUGGCCCACCAAAACAUUCAAAACAUAAAAAAAAAGUAUUUUCACUUUUCAUGUCUGCGUUACCAUUUUCUUGAAUUUUAUUUAUAUUCACGCCAGACAUUUUGUUUGGCCGCGAAAAAAAAAAAAAUGCAAACUUUCUUGUUAUUGUUACAAUUUGUGGACAAAGGUUUUUUGAGACCUUGUGGUCAGUUCGGGGGGGCAAACGUUAUGCUUAAUUAAACAAAGAAUUAUUCAGAAUUAGUCCAUUUUCAUUGCAGUGUACAGUCAAAAAUUUUGAUUUGUGGCGGGAAAUUACACAAUUGAAAUAAAUCCUAAAAUAUACACACAUUAAACAAAAUUGAUUUAAGUGUAUGUAAAUUUAUUUUUCAAUUUUUUUUGUUCUUUACACUGUAACAGCAAAUUAUUUAAUGACCCCGAUACAUGAAAAAAAAAUUGAAUACCAAAAAAAUAACUCAAUAUGUAACAAUAUAAAAUUUCUUUUAAUUGAAAAAAAAUCACAAUAUUUUUAUAUUACUUGUACAACUAUUUAAAUUAGAAUUAAAUGACCAAUUAUUUGAUAAAAUCUGUGCAAUAUAUGUAAAUUGUUUUCUGAAUCCCGUGCUUUAUUUUAAUACAAAAAAAUUAUUUGAGAUAAAUGAAUGGAAAAAAAUGACAAAAUAAAUGCCUAAAUUAAUGCAAAAAAUAAAAUUAUUUACUGCCCCAAAUAAAUAGUAGUUCAUGAUCAUCUUUGUAUUACUUAUAGUGAUUGAAUUAUUCUGUUUUAAAAAUGGAACUGGAAUGUACUAUAUGUAUUAUUUUUAAUUUUUACAAUCGAUCAAUAGACCGGUUAUUUAUUGAGAUGUGUGAAUAAAAACAUGCCAGUGUAAUUCAAUACAUUUUAAUGAACCAAAUUUCAGGAGGAAAUGGCCCAAUUAAUGUGGCCUAAAUAUACAAGACUGUUGCUCAUGUAAAUACUCGCUGGUUGCUCCAUUUAAAAAAAUAAUAACUAAAUAAAUGCCCAAUGUGAGCAAAAGUAUUGGGAUGUAUUGCACAUUUGGUGGACAAAAAUAUUGGGACAGUGGUUGUUGUUCUACAAAACACGCUGCGCACAUAUCGUUGACCGUUUACCGUGGAGCACUGAGCCGUCAUCACUGUUUUUUUUUAUUUUCCGCCAUUUUCCUUGUCCCGACUGUACAGAAUCGUUUCGCAAAAGAUGUAAAUAUGAUGUAUAGUGUCACCCAGGUGUAUAUUGUGCUCCCGCAAAGUCCCGUUUUGUGUUGGGUUUUUUUUUUUUUUAGGUACAAAAAUGUCUUUGAUGGUUGUUUUUAUUUAUUUUUCUAAAUAAAAUUGUUGCU